ACUACAGAGCAGCAACAGUACAGUAGGUAGCUCAUGGUGUUUGGAUAUUUCUAACUUUACUCCAGUCCUUAGUAUAAGUCGAAAAUAAAGUUUGUUAGGAGGAUUUUGGUUCUUUGAGCCUUAGUUUCGCUACUCGUGUUAAGUGGAAGACAUACACAGAACAGAUUUCCCUCAACAUGUGUCGCUGAUAUUAGCUUCAGAGUGCUAAAGCUAAGUUGCUAAGUUAGCCGAGACGUAAACACACCGAAAGAAAGUGGAUGAAAGACAGAAAGACAACGUGAUCCGGACCUAAAAACCCACAAGAAAGGUAUGAGGAAGUGGAACGGGCGAGAAGGACAACGACCGCGCAGGCGACAGGGUGCUGGCCAACGCCAGGGAUGGUUCAGAGGCUCCAGGCAGAGAUCAGCACAGGACGACCAGUGGUAUGGACACGAUGAUGCAGGGCCAUCCUACAGAACACCUCAGAGGAGACACCAUAACCCGUCUUCUGCGGCAUCACUUCCCCCUCCGCCCUCAUCUUCACCGUCUUCCUCACAUGCCUCAUCUUCCUCGUCUGAUUCUAAAGCAAGCAGUCCUGCACCAGAGCUGCCGGGCUUUUACUUCGACCCUGAGAAAAACCGGUACUUUCGCCUUUUGCCUGGACAUAACAACUGUAACCCACUGACCAGAGAGCAGCUGCAGGAGAAGGAAAGGGAAAAAACGAGAAGCAAGCUGCUAGAAGAGGAUGAAAAGUCAAGAAAAAAAGCCCCACGGACAGGACUAAACACCUCACUGCUGCUGCAAAAACGGCACCUUGGCCUGUUACCCGAGAACUCCUACUGCAGGCUCAUCCAUGAGGUGAAGGUCAGCGGGAUGAGACGCCACAAACUGGAGAUCCAGAGCACAGACAACAGCAGCCCGAACACCGACAACUUCAGACUCAUAGUGGGAGAUUCGGCGUGUGAGCGAGUGUUCACCGUGAACGACGUCUACCACGGCGGCUGCAAAUACGGCAUCAUGAACUUCAGCAGCAGCAGCCGAGGCUCCCUGUCUGUGGAAAUGUGCGACAACCUGUAUUUCACCAAUCGCAAGGUGAAUUCCAUCUGCUGGGCCUCAGUCAACUAUCCCGAUUCUCAUGUGUUGCUCUGUCUGGUGGGAGUGGCAGACACUCCCGGCUGCGUCAGUUUGCUUCCUGCUUCCCUUUUUAGCAACUCCAACCCAGAUCAGCCUGGGAUGCUCUGCAGCUUCAAGAUCUCCACGGCUUGGUCGUGUGCCUGGUGUCUCAACCCUCAGUUUGACAAAACCUUCAGCACUGGCCUCUCUCGCAGGGUCAUCAUAAAGGAUGCAGAGACGGGCCGAACGCAGACGUACAGCGUCGGCAGUGAUGUCUUGGCUCAGCAGUUUGCCCACAGGGUCCCCGUCCUGUUCAACGGCUGCAGAUCCGGGGAGAUCUUCAGCAUGGACCUGCGGCAGCGCGGCCGCCGGGACCAGAGCUGGAAGGCCAACCGCUUCCAUCAGGAGUCGGCCAUCACUUCCGUACGCGUCCUGCAGGACGAGAACUACCUGGUGGCUGCUGACAUGCUGGGCCAGAUCAAGCUGUGGGAUGUGCGAGUGUCAAAGCCAGUGCAGGAGUACCAGGGUCAUCACAACGAGCACGCCUACCUCCCCGUCCACGUCAACGAGCGUGAGGGCCUCCUGUUGGCAGUGGGUCAAGAUUGCUACACGAGAUUAUGGAGCUUGAAGGACGGCCACCUCCUGCGAACCAUCCCGUCCCCCCACCCGGCCGCUAACGACUCCAUCCCCAGCGUGGUGUUCUCCUCCAACCUGGGCGGCUGCCGGGGGCUCCCCGGCCUGCUCAUGGCCGUCAAGCACGACCUCUACUACUUCCCGUACAACACCGACUACCAGGAGGGAGGAGAGCUGAGAGCCAGCGCCGAGGGCAACGAUUAAAACUUCUCCAACAAAGUGGUUUUAACCCAUCAGCCAGGAUUUAUGUUUUACAGGAAGUUCUACUCAGAGCUCAGAAAUAUGCUGCCUUUAUUCUCAGGGGAAUAUUUUUUUUGUUCAUGCUUUUAUUUUCCAAAUCUGCUUCCCUUUUGAACAGAAGUGCACUUACUCUGAUUUUCUUAAUAAUCACGAGAAAUUGCUGACUUGCUUUUUCAAAGUGCAGUGCUGUUUUCUUUGUAAAUCACCACUUUUUCUAAUUCCUGUUCAAUCCCGACAGUGAAGAUUUAAUAAACUGAUUCAUGCGUUUUUUUUCUUGAAUGACACAUA
This is a messenger RNA of Salarias fasciatus (jewelled blenny), 2253 nucleotides long. RefSeq names its product WD repeat domain 21 (gene wdr21). Lineage: Eukaryota; Metazoa; Chordata; Actinopteri; Blenniiformes; Blenniidae. The transcript has 13 exons. The record is from RefSeq and is a predicted model, not a curated record. Gene Ontology annotation, molecular function: protein binding. Bases 310 to 1929 code for a protein of 539 amino acids. Gene Ontology annotation, cellular component: Cul4-RING E3 ubiquitin ligase complex.